AUGCAGAAAAUUUUAGCUAGAAACAUUACCUCAGUAGCAAUGGCUUUAGAUGCCAUAAUAGGACUGGCUGUACUUUUCUUUGUUCCAUAUACUGAGAUUGAUUGGGUAGCUUAUAUGCAGCAAGUUGAGACAUUCUUAGAUGGUGAGCGUACUUAUACAAACUUAGUGGUAAUUAAGCACUUAAAUUUAGCUUAUCUUUAGGGAUAAACUGGGCCUUGCGUAUAUCCAGCAGGCCACAUCUACAUAUUUUCCUUACUUUACGCUCUAACUGAUAACGGCAAAAAUGUCUUUGUAAUACCUUAUAUCCAUCUAAUGAUAAUUUAGAGAGCUUAACUCCUUUUUUAUUGUCUUUACCUAUUCCAGCUGUAUGCCUUGAUUAGCAUCUAUAAAUUAGCUUUCAAAGAUAGAGAACUGACUUACAAGGAAAUUAUUACAAUCUUAUUCUUAGUUUUGUCCAGAAGAAUUCAUUCAAUCUUCAUUCUAAGAUGCUUUAACGAUUGCAUAUCAAUGACUUUUAUGUACUUAGCAGUUUACUAUUUACAAAGAUCUUAAACUGUUCCAUCUAUUCUAUUCUUCUCAUUAGGACUUUCAGUCAAAAUGAAUGUGCUACUAUUCUUACCAGCACUUCUCAUGAAUUUGAAUUUCCAUUUUGGACUUUUGAACACUUUUAAAAACCUUCUAUAUGUGAUUCUAUUCCAAAUAUUUAUUGGCUAUCCUUUUAUUGCUCAUAAUGCUUCUGCUUAUUUUGGAAGAGCUUUUGAAUUCAGCAGAGUGUUUACGUUUAAGUGGUCUGUUAAUUGCGUGAACUUCAUCCUUACUAUGUAGCAUAAAGCAUGUUCACUUGCAACUAUAUUGGAAUAGUAUGUGCUAGAAGUCUACACUUCUAAUUUUACAGCUGGUAUUUUCAUCAACUCCCCCUUAUAUUACACUCUAUUGAAGGACUGCCCAUUGCGAUUAGUGUGCUGGAACAUAUUCCCUGCAAGAAGUAUUUCAUCCUUUGUUCUUUUUAUCGUUCAUGUCGUAAUCCUAUCUGGGUAAUUGCUUUUUGGCAAGAGAUGGGAAUCUCCAUACUAGAUUGCUCCUAUAAGAGUUAAAAAUCCAAUUAAGUUUGAUUGA
Messenger RNA from Stylonychia lemnae, 1116 nucleotides. The record is from the annotation of a GenBank genome assembly. Lineage: Eukaryota; Ciliophora; Spirotrichea; Sporadotrichida; Oxytrichidae.